Molecule: messenger RNA, 1741 nt
Organism: Cucumis melo (muskmelon)
Lineage: Eukaryota; Viridiplantae; Streptophyta; Magnoliopsida; Cucurbitales; Cucurbitaceae
Product: homogentisate 1,2-dioxygenase
Exons: 9
Coding region: 138-1616 (492 amino acids)
Biological process (GO): L-phenylalanine catabolic process
Cellular component (GO): cytoplasm
Molecular function (GO): homogentisate 1,2-dioxygenase activity
Source: RefSeq, a predicted model, not a curated record
CCUAACUUUUAUAUAUACUGAUAUAUAUUUUGUCAUUUUCCCUCCAUCUUCGACUGAUUGGAUGUCCGAACACGGAACAACGUGGUUUCGCUCGUGAGUUCAAUUACGUGGGGAAAUCUCCGUUCAUUGCCACUUCCAUGAGUUAUCCAGUGAUCUCUUCAGGUUCCGACAAUCUCUGCAAUCGAUCAUCGUAUUCUUCAAUGGCUGCUCAAUCUGUCGGCGAAACGGAAGGCAGAGAUUUUCCUUCCGACCUCCCUUACCUGUCCGGCUUCAACAACCAUUUCUCUUCCGAGGCGAUUCCCGGUGCUCUUCCUCAAUCCCAAAACAGUCCUCUCAUAUGCCCUUUUGGCCUCUACGCCGAGCAGAUCUCCGGCACUUCCUUCACAUCUCCUCGUAAAGCCAACUUGUGCAGUUGGUUGUAUCGGAUUAAGCCGUCGGUCACGCACGAACCGUUUAGACAACGUUUGCCUAAAAACGAGAAGUUGAUCAGUGAAUUUAAUGCAUCAAAUUGUUCAUCGACUCCCACUCAGCUAAGGUGGAAACCGGCGGAUUUUCCUGAUUCACCGGUGGAUUUUGUUGAUGGACUGCACACUGUCUGCGGAGCCGGCAGUUCGUUUCUCCGCCAUGGGUUUGCUAUUCACAUGUACACAGCCAAUAAGUCGAUGGAGAACUGUGCGUUCUGUAAUGCUGAUGGCGACUUCUUGAUAGUUCCUCAGACUGGAAGGCUGUGGAUUACUACAGAGUGUGGUAGACUUGAAGUUUCUCCAGGCGAAAUUGUAGUUUUACCACAAGGUUUCCGCUUUGUUGUUUAUUUGCCUGAUGGUCCAUCACGUGGCUAUGUAGCUGAGAUUUUUGGUUGUCAUUUCCAGCUUCCUGACCUUGGUCCGAUAGGUGCUAAUGGUCUUGCUGCACCAAGGGAUUUCCUUGCACCUGUAGCUUGGUUUGAAAAUAGUCCGCGUCCUGGUUACACAGUUAUUCAAAAAUUUGGUGGGGAAUUGUUUACUGCAACACAAGACUUUUCUCCCUUUAAUGUAGUUGCCUGGCAUGGAAAUUAUGUUCCGUAUAAGUAUGAUCUCUGUAAGUUCUGUCCUUAUAAUACUGUUUUGUUUGAUCACAGUGAUCCAUCAAUAAAUACAGUAUUAACGGCGCCAACUGAUAAACCUGGAGUAGCACUACUCGACUUUGUCAUUUUCCCUCCCAGAUGGCUUGUUGCUGAACACACAUUCCGUCCUCCAUAUUACCAUCGUAACUGCAUGAGUGAAUUUAUGGGUCUCAUAUAUGGAGGCUACGAGGCAAAAGCUGAUGGGUUCGUUCCAGGAGGUGCCAGCCUUCAUAGUUGCAUGACUCCCCAUGGUCCUGAUACUAAAACUUAUGAGGCUACUAUUGCUCGGGGGAACGAUGCUGGACCACACAAAAUUAGUGGCACAAUGGCGUUUAUGUUUGAAUCAAGUUUGAUCCCUCGCGUAUGUUCUUGGGCUCUCGAGUCCCCAUUCAUGGAUCAUGACUAUUAUCAGUGCUGGAUAGGACUGAAAUCUCAUUUCAAAAAUGAAGCAAUUGGAGAUACGGAUCCCCAGAAGGUAAGAAUCAAGUCUGAAAAUGGAAGACAAAUUGGGUAAAAUAUUAUAUUGGAUGGAAGAUCCUGAAUUACAUGAAAAUAGGUUUCAUAUUAAGUGUACAUAUAAGAAUAAAAUGAUGUAUAAAUUACCCAACGUGCUUCAUGAUAUAAGUUGUUUAGUCUUAA